Striga hermonthica is the source of this 684-nucleotide messenger RNA. The record is from the annotation of a GenBank genome assembly. Lineage: Eukaryota; Viridiplantae; Streptophyta; Magnoliopsida; Lamiales; Orobanchaceae.
AUGAGCGGGAAUGCAGAAGCUGCCAAUGGCGAGGAGGAAAGCUUCGGCACCUGCCUGAGCAGCGUAUCCGAUAAUGGCAGCAUCGACAGCUACAGAUACUAUCUGGCCCGACGGACGAUGCUCGAGAUGCUUAAAGAUCGUGGCUUUGCGGUUCCCAAUUGCGAAAUCGAGGUCUCGCUCGAAGAAUUUAGGAACAAGCAUGGCCAGUCGCCGGAGACCGAUGAGUUGAGAAUCUCUGUUCUUCACAGGGACGAUCCUUCGAUCAAGGCCAUGGUUAUAUUCUGUAGUCAGGCCAUUGUUAAGGUUAAUGUCAUCCGUGCCAUUUCGUCUACGAUAGUCAACAAAGACAGCCUUAACCGGUUGAUUUUGGUUGUCCAUAACAAAAUAACCAACCAGGCCAUGAAGGCGGUUGAUCUUUUCUCUUUCAAAGUCGAAAUAAUCCAGAUCACCGAUUUGCUUGCUAACAUAACCAAGCAUGAGUUGAAGCCAAAACACCAAGUUUUGACUAACCAGGAGAAAGAAGAACUGCUCGGAAAGUACAGCAUUACUGAAAAGCAGCUUCCUCGAAUGUCACACAAAGAUGCCAUAGCUCGUUAUUAUGGUCUCGAGAAAGGACAGGUCUUGAAAGUCACUUACAGUGGCGAGUUAACCCAGUUACACGUGACUUACCGUUGUGUCUGGUGA